Molecule: messenger RNA, 3684 nt
Organism: Helianthus annuus (common sunflower)
Lineage: Eukaryota; Viridiplantae; Streptophyta; Magnoliopsida; Asterales; Asteraceae
Exons: 4
Coding region: 1-3684 (1227 amino acids)
Biological process (GO): DNA repair; telomere maintenance
Molecular function (GO): DNA helicase activity
Source: RefSeq, a predicted model, not a curated record
AUGUUGGAUUCUCGUAAUCCACUUGUGAAGUCAUUUAGAAUGGUACGAGAUUGUUUUAAAGAAAAUGAGUGGCAAGAUGUAAGACUCAAGCUCAUUGGAACAAGGGAUAAGGAUGGUAGAACUUUUAACUUGCCUACAUCUGAAGAAAUUGCUGCAUUAAUAAUUGGUGAUUUUGAUGGAGCCUUUGAUAAAAGAGAUAUCAUAGUCCAAACAAGAUCAGGCGGUCUUCAGAGAAUUAGUGAGCUUCAUCCCUCUUAUCUUGCAUUGCAAUAUCCACUUAUUUUCCCAUAUGCAGAAGAUGGAUUUAGACUUGGUAUUAAACAUCGAGGUAUUUCAGUUGAUUCUGAUAUAGUUAGAACCAGCACGACAAUGAGAGAAUUUUUUAGUUACAGACUACAAGACAGACCCAACCACUUUUCAUUGUUACUCAAUGCUCAAAAGCUAUUCCAACAGUUUGUGGUUGAUGCUUAUACAAUGAUAGAAUCUGCACGGUUAGCUUACAUAAAGACACAACAACCCAAACUUAGAAGUCAAACCUUUAAGAAUUUAAAUCAAAGUGGAGAAAGCGAUGCGUCAAACUGUGGAAAACGAAUUUUGUUGCCUUCAUCAUUUACCGACGGAUCGAGAUAUAUGAUGCAAAAGUACCUAGAUGCUAUGGCAAUCUGCAAAGCUGUAGGAUAUCCGGAUCUCUUCAUAACAGUCACCUGUAAUCCCAACUGGCCUGAGAUUUAUAGAUGUUUAAAAGACAAACGGCUGAAUCCUCAAGACAGACCGGAUAUUAUCUCACGUGUAUUCAAAAUUAAAAUCAAUCACCUAAUUCAAGAUUUCAAGAAACAUAAAUUCUUUGGUGAGAUACAAGCAAUUAUUUAUACAAUCGAAUUUCAGAAACGUGGCCUACCUCAUGCUCAUAUAUGUUUGUUCUUAAGUGCCAAGAACAAGUUUCCAACUGCUAAAGAAAUUGAUUUGGCUAUUAGUGCUGAAAUACCUGACAAAGAGACGGAUUCUGAACUGUAUGAACUUGUCAAACAGUUUAUGAUGCACGGUCCGUGUGGUACAGACAACCCUCAUUGUCCAUGCAUGGUUAAUUUAAAAUGUUCAAAGAAGUUUCCGAAAAAGUAUGUAGAUGAGACUUGUGUUGAUUCUGAAGGAUAUCCUAUCUACCGUCGUCGUCAAACAUGUAACACUGUAGAAAAAAAUGGCGUGUUGCUUGACAAUAGGUUUGUAGUUCCAUACAAUGCUAUGUUACUAAAAAAGUAUCAGUGUCACAUAAAUGUUGAGUGGUGUAACCAAACAGGAUCCAUCAAAUAUUUGUUCAAAUACAUUAAUAAGGGUCCAGAUAGAGUGACAACUUCUGUUUACCAAAGUACGACAACUGCUGGCAAGAACAAGGAAAAUGAGGAAAUGACCAAUAAUCAAAAUCCGUCAAACAAAACAGAAGUAGAUGAAGUUAAAGCAUAUCUUGAUUGUAGAUAUGUUUCAGCAUGUGAAGCUGCUUGGAGAAUCUUCAAGUUUGACAUACACUAUCGACUUCCAUCUGUUGAAAUAUUGCCUUUUCAUUGCGAAGAUGGUCAGGCUAUUGUUUAUGACGAUAAUUCAAACUUGUGUGACGUGGUUAGUAACCCAACUGUGAAAAUGUCUAUGUUUACAGAAUGGAUGAAAUGUAACCAAAUGGAUGCAUUCGCUAGAACAUUGAAGUAUAUAGAGUUUCCAAGACACUUUGUAUGGAUACGUAAAGAACGAAAGUGGAUUCGUAGAAAAAGACCUUUUGGUGCCGUUGGUAGGAUACAUUAUGUACCUCCAUCACGUGGUGAUUGUUAUUUCUUGAGAAUUUUAUUGAAUCACGUUAUAGGACCAAUGAGUUUCGAUGAUAUAAAAACAGUUGAUGGAAAAAUUUAUCCUACCUUUAAAGAUGCGUGCCUCACUCGCGGUCUGUUGGAUGAUGAUAAUGAGUAUAUAAUUGCCAUGGAGGAAGCAAGCACAUGGUCCACUUCUGAUUUCUUGCGUACAUUUUUUGUAAUGCUGUUGAUGUCAAAUUCCAUUUCUAGGCCUGGUCAUUUCUGGAGACAAACAAAAUCUCUGUUGUGUGAAGAUAUAUUAUACCAGCAACGGAAGGUUACUGGUAUUUCUGAUUUGGUUCUUCCAGAGGAAGAGAUUGAAAACAUUUGCCUAUCACAUAUUGAAAAAUUGUUACUUGCUUAUGGAAGUACGUUAAGCUGCUUUUCAGACAUGCCGAAUGUUCCUGGGAACUACAUUUCAGCAUUGAACAAUCAAAUGAUAAUGAAAGAACUUUCCUAUGAUCGGAGUAGCUUAAAAAAGGAACUUGCAUCUUUCUUAAAAUCUUUAACUGAUGAACAGCACAAAGUGUAUCAAACUGUCAUGAAUGCAGUUGCUAAAGGAAAUGGAGGUGUUUUUUUUCUAUAUGGUUACGGUGGAACUGGGAAAACAUUUCUAUGGAAAACAUUUGCAGCUGCGUUACGCUCCAAGGGUGAAAUUGUUUUGAAUGUUGCAUCCAGUGGUAUUGCAUCACUCCUAUUAGAUGGCGGUAGAAUAGCUCAUUCCAGAUUUGUUAUUCCGAUAAACGUUAACGAGGAUUCUAUAUGUUCUAUAGAACCGAACAGUGAGCUAGGAGGCUUAAUAAAAGAAACUAAGAUGAUAAUUUGGGAUGAAGCGCCAAUGACACAUAAGCAUUGUUUUGAAGCUUUGGAUAGAACAAUGAGAGAUAUAGUCCGUUCCAAUAAUUCGUCCUUGCAGUCCAAGCCUUUUGGCGGAAAGAUAGUCCUUUUUGGCGGUGAUUUUAGACAAAUCCUUCCGGUCAUUCCAAAAGGUACUAGAAGCAUGAUUGAGAUCAAGGAAUUUGCUGAAUGGAUUUUACGCCUUGGUGAUGGUCUACUUGGUGAUCCAAAUGAUGGAGAGGUGGAGAUUGAAAUUCCAGAUGAUCUACUUAUAUUAGAUGAAGUCAAUCCUAUAUCUUCAUUGAUCUCAUUCACAUAUCCGGAUAUGCAAAACUUUAUGUGGGAUUCAAAUUACUUUCAACAAAGAGCCAUUCUUGCUCCCACAAAUGAUGUUGUUGAUUUAAUAAACACAGAACUGUUAAAUAGUAUCGUUGGUCAAGAGAAGAUAUAUCUAAGUUCGGAUUCUUUAUGUGAUACUGAACAACAUUCUGACCUUGACAUGGCAUUGUUUCCUCCGGAUGUGCUAAACAAAAUUCAUUUGUCAGGAUUACCUAACCAUAAAUUGGUUCUUAAGGUUGGAGCUCCGGUAAUGUUACUUAGAAACAUUGAUCAAACAAAUGGUUUGUGUAACGGUACACGGCUUCAAGUAACAAAACUUAGAAAACUUGUAAUUGAAGCAAAGAUUAUUACCGGAACUAAUAUAGGUCACCAUACUUUGAUUUCAAGAUUGAAAAUGACACCAAGUGAUAAAAGAUUACCAGUGAAAAUUGCUCGAAGACAGUUCCCACUAUCCCUGUGCUUUGCAAUGACCAUCAACAAAAGCCAGGGACAAUCACUUGAAUGUGUAGGACUAUAUCUUCCACGUCCAGUUUUUAGUCACGGGCAACUAUACGUAGCUGUAUCUCGAGUAAAGAGCAGGAGUGGUUUGAAGAUUUUGAUAUGUGACAGCGAAAAACAAGUAUCUAAAACCACAACUAAUGUGGUCUACAAAGAAGUUCUACAAAAUCUGUAG